This is a messenger RNA of Solenopsis invicta (red fire ant), 729 nucleotides long. RefSeq lists its product as uncharacterized. The record is from RefSeq and is a predicted model, not a curated record. Bases 1 to 729 code for a protein of 242 amino acids. NCBI's taxonomy places the organism in Eukaryota, Metazoa, Arthropoda, Insecta, Hymenoptera, Formicidae. The transcript has a single exon.
AUGGAGAAUCGCAUCCGAGCUCUGGAAGUGGCAAACCCGGAUGUCUCCCCUACCCAGGCCGCGCCCGCGUCGGGAUCCAGGGCUGUCAAACCUACGCGUGUCACUGCGAAUGCGUCUUCUACUUUCAAGCCAAAACCGAACGGAAAGUGUCCACUCUGCAGAGAGAAUCAUCUUCUCUCAUACUGCGCCAAAUACAAAGGCAUGACCGUGGCUAACCGGGACAAGUUGGCCAAGAAACUUAACUUAUGCCUCAGCUGCCUACGCACGGGGCAUCGAGUAGACGCAUGUGCGGCGGGUCGAUGCCUGAUCUGUUCCGGUAAACAUCACACAUCGCUACAUGGCUUUACCUUUCAGCACGCUGCAAACCUCGACUCGUUGGAGGGAGGUGAAAUCGACACGGUGACGAGUAGUAGCACUGCGACUACGAGCGUUGCUGCCCUGGCGGCGCCGACUACGCCCACGGUUCUCCUGAAGACGGCUAUGGUCACCUUGCUCAAUGAUUCGGGGCACGCGAUCAAGGUCCGAGCACUCCUGGACUCGGGUGCACAGUCAACUUUCGUGACGGAGUGGGUUGCGCAGCAGUUGCACGCUAGGCGACAGCGAGUGAACGUGACGGUUCUGGGCCUCCAGGAGGCUCGAAUGGGUGUGGUUUCUUCUUCCUGCAGGCUCACUGUGAGCUCUCCUAAUAAGCCGAGCUUAUGCCUCCCAACCGAAGCUCUGGUGCUUUGA